AUGCCUGCUGUCAAACGAGCUGUCCGGGUCGCCGGAGCCUCUGGUGGCUUCGCUGAUCGCCAGCGAGCCAUUCACGACCUGGCCAAGUACAGCCAAGUCGAUGUAAUCAUUGGUGACUGGAUGUCAGAGUGCACCAUGAGCAUCCAUGGUACCCGCAAGAGAGCCAAUGAUGAGACGUCUCAAGAGCUCUUUGACCCAUCCUUCAUGGGUAGUCUUGGGCCGGCUCUACCGUAUCUGCAGCAAAACAAUGUCAAAGUUGCUGUCAACGCUGGAGCCAGCUCACCGGGAGGGCUGGCCAAGGCGGUCAAGGAUGAGAUUACCAAGCUUGGGCUUAGCUUGAAGGUUGCCUGGGUUGAGGGCGACGAUGUGACGGAACAAAUGCACGACAUGCUCAAAAAGGGCGAGAAGUUUAAGAGCAUCGACACUGGCAAGGACAUUGACGAGUGGGGUCAUGAUCCGAUCUGCGCUCAAUGCUAUCUCGGAGGGCUAGGGAUUGCAGAAGCCCUCAGGUCUGGAGCGGAUAUUGUAAUUUGCGGUCGAGUCUCGGAUGCCGCACCCGCUGUCGGAGCUGCAGCCUGGUGGCAUGGUUGGGGCCGUGAUGACCUCGACGCACUUGCUGGUUCCUUGAUCGCCGGCCACCUUAUCGAAUGCUCCACUUAUGCAACUGGAGGAUACUAUUCCGGCUUCAAGGAUCUCUUCGAUGGCUGCGAAGAUCUGGGGUACCCUAUUGCAGCUAUCGAAGCUAGUGGAGACACUGUUUUUAGCAAGGAGGAGCGAGGCACAGGAGGAGCGAUGACUGUCGGAACUCUCACGUCUCAGCUUGUCUACGAAAUCCAAGGUUCCCGUUACUACAGCUGUGAUGUGGCUGCCAACCUGGAUGAUAUCAAAUUCGAACAGGUGGGCAAGAAUCAAGUUCGAAUGACUGGUGUCACCGGAACCGCGCCUCCGCCAACGACCAAGGUCGGCAUUACUGCACAUGGCGGGUACCAAGCCGAGUUCCAUUAUCUUUUCGUCGGACUGGAUAUCCAGAAGAAGGCCGAAUGGACCGAGCGGCAAAUCCGCCAUGCCAUGAAGGACCACAUACACAAAUUUUCAAAGGUCAAAUUCCACCUCGUGGGCUCCGCAGCAGAGAAUCCCGAGACCCAGGAUUCCGCCACGGUCGACUUUCGGAUCUUUGUACAGACCAAGGAUCCGUCGAUCUUGGGCCUAGGCAGCUGGGCAUCCCUUGGCGGCGCCGAGUCCUUCAAUCGCUGGUGCAUGCAAAACUUCUUGCAGUCAGCUCCUGGCGCGAGCAUCGUACCCGACAGUCGCCAGGCUUCGGGAAAGCCUAUCAAUGAGUACUGGGUUUCCAUUUUCCCACAAGAUGCAAUCCAGCACAAGGUCUUCCUAGAAUGGAAUGGGGAGUCAAUCGAUAUUCCACCUCCAGUCAACACGGAGCCGUACACCAAGAGCUUGAAAUCAUACGAGACUUCCAACCCCGUGGAUCUGAAAAGCUUUGGUCCUACAGAACGUGGCCCUCUAGGCUGGGUCGUUAUGGGAAGAUCCGGCGACAAAGCAUCCGACGCGAAUGUCGGCCUCUUUGUUCGACACGACGAUGAAUGGGACUGGAUUCGCAGUCUACUUUCAACAGAUAAGAUCAUUGAGCUGUUGGGCAAGGAAUAUCUUGGCCAUGGCAUUGAGCGUUUUGAGAUGCCUCGUAUCAAGACUGUUCACUUUCUUGUCCGUGAUCACCUUGACCGAGGCUUCAACUCGACUUCCUCCUUGGAUGCCCUUGGUAAAAAUCUUUGUGAGUAUCUCAGAUCAAAACAUAUCGAUAUUCCCAAGAAGUUCCUUGACAGAGGAAAAAUCUGA
This is a messenger RNA of Thyridium curvatum, 1851 nucleotides long. RefSeq lists its product as uncharacterized. The transcript has 4 exons. Bases 1 to 1851 code for a protein of 616 amino acids. Lineage: Eukaryota; Fungi; Ascomycota; Sordariomycetes; Thyridiales; Thyridiaceae. The record is from RefSeq and is a predicted model, not a curated record.